Achroia grisella is the source of this 276-nucleotide messenger RNA. Its product is annotated as CCHC-type zinc finger nucleic acid binding protein-like. NCBI's taxonomy places the organism in Eukaryota, Metazoa, Arthropoda, Insecta, Lepidoptera, Pyralidae. The record is from RefSeq and is a predicted model, not a curated record. Gene Ontology annotation, molecular function: zinc ion binding; nucleic acid binding. The transcript has a single exon. The coding region runs from base 1 to 276 and encodes 91 amino acids.
AUGCGGUGCUACCGGUGCUUGCUCACGGGGCACGUGGGCCAACGGUGCACUGCGGGGGAAGACUGCAGCGAUAGGUGCUAUCGUUGUGGUCAAGGCGGCCACAAGGCCGCGAGAUGUGUCACGCCAUCGCCACGUUGCUGGUACUGCGCUGCAGCUAACCGCAAGUCGGACCAUGGAAUUGGUAGCACAAAAUUGUGUCGCUUGCCAAAAGGCCAGGGCCUCGGCCUCAGUGUGGGCAUCGGAUCCAUAUUGGACCCUAGGGUCGGGGAUUGUUAG